Messenger RNA from Sorex fumeus (smoky shrew), 732 nucleotides. RefSeq names its product testis specific 13 (gene TSGA13). The record is from RefSeq and is a predicted model, not a curated record. Bases 1 to 732 code for a protein of 243 amino acids. The transcript has 8 exons. NCBI's taxonomy places the organism in Eukaryota, Metazoa, Chordata, Mammalia, Eulipotyphla, Soricidae.
AUGAUUGUGGAGCCUGAUGAGGUCUCUGACAUGUAUAGACAAUCGAAAUUUGUUCUUAAGAACCUUCGCUAUUACACAGUCCAUCCAAACUUGGCCCGCUACUAUGAGCCUUUGAAGCCCACGGCACUGCAGAAAUACCUAUAUCAACACAAGAAAAUCCAAAGCUUCUUGUUAAAAGUAGCAGAGUAUGAUCUGGAUAAGACCUUACUGAUUCUGACCAACAAUCCACUUCCCUGUCCCUUUAAUCAACAAGAAGAGGACAGGGCACCCAAAUACUUUUCCAAGGAGUUUCUGCUCCAGGAGAAUGAGACCCAUCAUUGCCCUGAACGUAUCUGCUUACCCCCGAUGCCCUCAAAAAAACAAUUAAGAUCUAGACUGAAAUCUCCUUUCCCAUUGACACUGCUGGAGGACCCCAACCUGGAGCAAUGGUUUAGGUUUUCCACAAGCAAAGAUUUCAAGAGUGAAGGGAAAUAUUCAAAGCUGUAUGCUUUGAGGAAACAGAAACGUAUGUACCCACAGCUUAACUUUUCUCCAGUCUACACCAGAGAUAUGAAGAAGGAUGGGAAACUUUACCUGGAAAGUCCCACGAUGCCAAGGAAGGAGAAGUCGACCAGCCGGAUGCGCUGGGAACCACUAACGCUUUCAGAGCUCCAGAGGGCGUUGCCCAUCAAGGCCGCGCUCGGGGAGAGGGCCUUUCGCAACGGAAGGGUCCAGCAGUGGAUCGUUAAAUGA